This is a messenger RNA of Anguilla anguilla (European eel), 1812 nucleotides long. Its product is annotated as alanine aminotransferase 2-like. The coding region runs from base 199 to 1710 and encodes 503 amino acids. The record is from RefSeq and is a predicted model, not a curated record. Gene Ontology annotation, biological process: biosynthetic process. The transcript is spliced from 11 exons. Lineage: Eukaryota; Metazoa; Chordata; Actinopteri; Anguilliformes; Anguillidae. Gene Ontology annotation, molecular function: pyridoxal phosphate binding; L-alanine:2-oxoglutarate transaminase activity.
CGAGGGUACUUAAGGGAGGAGGUAAGAGAAAAAUUAAAUGAGGACGGUAACGCCCGGUUUCUAAGAGAAGCGAACCCCUCGGGCCGUUUCGGUGUUCCCUCCAACACAGACCCCAGCAGGGCAGCAGCCCCACGAGGACCGGAGAUUCCCAAGCGGGACGCCUGGAGGCCGAGGGUUUUCGGGGGGUGACGGGGGGCAAUGGGAGACGGGGGCGGCGGCGGCGGCUCCCCCGAGAGGCGGGCCGCGGGCGCGGCGUUUCGGGACGGGGGGGCGGAGGACGGUGCCCGCUCCCGAACGGAGCUGGACCCGAGGGUGAGGGAGAUCCGGGCGAGCCAGCGGGACGCCGCGCUGGGACGGGCUGCCCAGAUCAGGCACGGGGGCGCGCAGGGUUCAGAGAAGGAGUUGAUUGAUAUCUGCUGGGGUGACGCACACAGCACAGGCAUAAAACCCCUCUCCUUCGUCCGGCAGGUCCUUGCUGCCUGCCUGCACCCUGAGCUCCUCCACAGUGACAGACUGCCUGUUGACGCACGACAGAGGGCCCAGAGGCUGCUGGGAGAAUGUGAGGGUGGCAGCUUGGGGUCAUACACACACUCGUGCGGUCUCCCUCACGUCCGGCGCAGUGUGGCAGAGUUUAUCACGCGACGGGACGGGGGCGUGGCCUCUCUCCCCGAAAACAUCUUCAUCUCCUUGGGCUCCCAGCGAGCCCUCACGCUGGUCCUGAGCCUGCUAGCCCAGGGUGAGGGCGUGUCCCGGACUGGCGUUCUGACCCCGGCGCCUGCCUGUUACACCGUCGCCAUGGCGCUGGCAGCGGUGGGCGUGGCCCCGGUGCCCUAUCACCUGUGCGAGGAGCAGGGCUGGGCGCUGCGGGUGGACGAGGUGCGCCGGGUCCUCCGAGCCUCUCGGGGGCACUGUGACCCCAGAGUGCUGUACGUCGUCAACCCAGGGAAUCCCACAGGUCAUGUGCAGAGCAAGGAGUCAAUCGAGCAGGUGAUCCGAUUGGCUGCUGAAGAAAGGCUCAUCCUUGUGGUGAAUGAGGUCGAUCAGGACAGUGUGCACGGGGAGGGCUCUGAAUUUGUGUCCUACAGGAAGGUGCUGUUUGAGAUGGGGCCUCAGUUCUCAGACGCGAUUGAGCUGAUCUCCCUCCACUCCAUCUCCAGGGGGCUCAUGGGAGAGGGCGGCCUGCGUGCUGGGUACAUGGAAGUGCUCAACGUGGACCCCGCGGUGAUCUCUACGUUUCAGCAGACUCUGCUCUCCGUGGACAUAUGCCCCCCCGUCCCGGGUCAGAUCGCCCUGGACCUCAUGGCCUGUCCCCCGCGCCCCGGGGACCCCUCCCACGCCACAUACGCGAAGGAAGUCCAGACCCAACGGGACGCACUGAUUGGGAAUGUCCGCCGGGCCCGGGAGGUUCUGGACUCUCUGCCGGGGGUCAGCUGCCAGACGGGCGCGGGGGGGCAUUACCUCUUCCCCCGUCUGCACCUCCCCACGGCAGCAGUGGAGCAGGCCAGGUCAGCUGGAGUUGAGGCAGACCUGCUGUACUCUAGGCAGCUGCUGGAGGAGGAAGGGUUGUUUGUUGGACCUGGGUGCGAGUUUGGGCAAAGGGAAGGCACUUACCACAUCAGGUUGCAUGUGAUGGCGUGCCCUGAGGUUCUGGAGGACGCUUUGGGUCGUCUGAAGAGGUUCCACCUCAGGUUUAUGAGAGCGUUUUCCUGACCUCCUGCCGUUUCUCCUGACCUCCUGCCAUUUCUCCCCGCAAGGAAAUGGCUCCCCUGCUCUAAUAAACCAGAAAAACUAAUAAAUCCAACCUUCACCUGA